Molecule: messenger RNA, 1711 nt
Organism: Styela clava
Lineage: Eukaryota; Metazoa; Chordata; Ascidiacea; Stolidobranchia; Styelidae
Source: RefSeq, a predicted model, not a curated record
UGAAUCAGCAACUUUGAUUACACGGUCUUCAGUUCUUGGCGAUUCAUUUGACUUUUGUUAGAGUUUUGGUCUUUAUAUUUGUUUAAAAUCUUGCGAUAAUUUUGAAAAUAUAAAGUGACAACAAAGAUAUGGCUUUAUUCGCGAACACAUCAUCUGCAGGAGGUCGUUCCUCUUCCAAGAAUUUGGUGGAAUUCAGAGCUGGGAAGAUGUUUAUGAAGGGCACCAUGGUGAAUCCAGACAAGAGAAAAGGUCUUGUUUACGUUCACCAGUCUGAUGACAAUUUGAUUCAUUUCUGUUGGAAGGAUCGAACAAGUGGAAAAGUAGAAGAUGAUCUCAUCAUUUUCCCUGAUGAUUGUGAAUUUAAAAGAGUUUCUCAAUGUACGACUGGACGUGUGUACAUUCUCAAAUUCAAGGCUUCAUCACGAAAGUUUUUCUUCUGGAUGCAGGAACCGAAAACUGACAAGGAUGAAGAGCACAGUAAGAAAGUGAACGAUAGUUUGAACAACCCUCCGACUCCUGGUCAGUCCAGUGGUGGAUCAGAUCUAUCAGGAAUUGAUCAACUUGGACAAGGAGGAUUUCAGGAUCUUCUUCAAAACAUGGACAACAAUCAGCUUCUGCAACUGAUGGCUGCGGGAGGGGGAAUGGGUAACUUAGGUGGAUUCAGCAGUCUGCUUGGUGCAGGCGGAGCUGGUGGGGGUAGCGGUGGUAGGAGCAACAGAACAACCCGGACUCAGGCCUCCACCACACCGACAACUGCUAGAACAACUGCAAGGCCUGCUACUACUACGUCUGUAACUACAGAUAGGAUAAGUUCAACAACUCCAGCGGCAGUGACACCAUCACCUGCGACACCGGCAACUCCUGUCAGUGAUGCCGCGGCAUCUGGAGUACAACUGAGCCAGCUGCAGAAUAUCUUAUCACAGAUGGGAGUUCAACAACAGGCAAUGGCGAUGGAAGAACCGGUCGACUUGUCGAAGGCGAUCACAUCUGAUGUUAUGGUUCCAAUACUUGCCAAUCCUGAGGUUCAAGAAAGACUGAAGCCGUUCUUACCUCAAGGAGAAUCCAUUCCUUCUACUGCAGAUGAGUUAAAAGCAACAGUGAAAUCACCACAAUUCAGACAGGCUAUGUCUUCAUUCAGUGAAGCACUGGCGACUGGACAACUUGGUCCUGUAUUGAAACAAUUUGGAUUGCCCCAGACUGCAUUGGAUGCGGCAGCUAAAGGAGAUGUUGAAGGGUUUGCCAAAGCAAUGCAAGACAGUGAAGCAAAAUCAUCGGAUUCUAAGAAGGAUGAAGAAGAGGAUAUGGUUGUGGAAUAAGGGGUCAAAGGUCAAUUAAGGGGGCAAAGGCCAAUUAGGAUGCUUAAGCAAACAAAAUUUAAUGCAAUAAUUCUAGGAUUAACUUAUCAUAUCAUAAAUUUUGUUCAAUGUUCUCAAAGGUUGGACCUUGAAUUUAAUAAGAAAUGUGUUCAUCUAUCAUGUAGGCCCUCGUCAAUGAAUUUAAAUAGAAUAACGAUUAAAUCUGUUUUUAUCCAGCACAUUUUGACAUUCACCAGUUGCUCUUUGUUCUAAAUUUAGUGGUUUUUGUUCUGCAUCUCUGACUUUCUUGAUCCUGGGCCCAGUUUACCUAUCUUUGUGCAGUGUUCUUGUUCUUUGUAUAGUUCAGUAAUGAAGUUACAUUGCAAUAUGCGGGCAUGACUUCAUCCAACAGACUA